This is a messenger RNA of Diospyros lotus (date-plum), 1329 nucleotides long. RefSeq lists its product as uncharacterized. Lineage: Eukaryota; Viridiplantae; Streptophyta; Magnoliopsida; Ericales; Ebenaceae. The record is from RefSeq and is a predicted model, not a curated record. The transcript is spliced from 8 exons. Gene Ontology annotation, molecular function: zinc ion binding; ubiquitin-protein transferase activity. Gene Ontology annotation, cellular component: membrane. Gene Ontology annotation, biological process: protein ubiquitination. Bases 533 to 1225 code for a protein of 230 amino acids.
CUCCUUCACUUUUCGUCCAUUUUCAUGCCCACUUUUAUCAGGAAAGGCCUUCCCAAAUCAAUCUACCUAUAUCCCAACAAAACCAGCCUCUUCGAAAUAACCCAUAACUUCUCUCCAAAUUAACCUUAUUUGAUUUGAUAAAUUUUAUUUCUUUUUUUUUUUUUAUCCGAUACCUGUGUACUGUUAAUGUUAAUGAAUUCAUAAUUCCAAAAAUAACCUUACACAUUAAAUUUAAUAGGGGGGGUUUGGCCUUUCCUUCUUGUUCUUGUUCUUUUUAAAGGGAAUACAGCAAUGAACUUGCUUGACUCAGCAAUUUUUAAGAGGGGGCAGUCUAAAACGGAGAAAAAGGGCAAAGGGUCAAAGUCCUUGAUGGUGGAGGCUUCUCAAAACGCGUCUGAAUUUUGGAUUUUGGCCUAGCUGGCUUGUAAUUCCAAGGCACCGGAGAAAGGACGUAGAAUGAUCUUUUAAGAGGGAACAACUAGAGAGAGAGAGAGAGAGAGAAUUUGAAAAAAAAAGAAAAAGAAAAGGGGACAUGGGAGACGUUGUUCUGUUCGUGGAGGAUUUGAAAUCGGCUCCUGCAAUCUCUCUGUGUAGAAUUUGCCACGAGGAAGAGUUCGAGAGUUGCAAGAGCUUGGAAGCUCCUUGCGCCUGUUCUGGAACUGUCAAGUUUGCUCACAGAGAUUGCAUACAAAGGUGGUGCAACGAAAAGGGCAACACGACUUGCGAGAUUUGUCUUCAGAAAUUUGAACCGGGCUACACUUCUCCUCCCCAAAAGCCCCAGCUUGUUGAUUCAGUUGUUACCAUCAGAGGAAGCUUGGAGGUUCCAAGGAGAGAGCGAGAGCUACAAAGUCCAAGAUUGGUAGCCAUAGCAGAAGGAGAAGUGCUUGAAAGCAACUUCCCAGAAUGUUCGUCGGCGUCUGAUCGGAGUGCCUCUUGCUGCAGAUCAAUGGCUCUCAUUUUUACAGCUCUGCUGCUAAUCAAACACCUAGUUGCGGCGCUUUAUUUUGGCGGCAUUCAUGAUUACCCCUUCUCACUCGCUACUUUGCUUCUUGUGAAGGCCAGCGGAAUUGUUCUCCCAAUGUACAUAGUCAUUCGGAUAAUCACGGCCAUCCAACGCAGUAUCAGGCGUCAACAUCAGGCGCAUUAUGAUGAGACGUCAAACUCAGAUGAUUGGGACAGCGAGGAGGAUGAGCAUCACAUUCACAGUGUCCAAACACACCCAUAAAAACACCCCCCCCCCCCCCACCCCCCACCCCCCCAAACAUUUUUACUUCCCACUAUGUAUUUGUACGUUACAAAUGAAAAUAUUAGAGAAAGUUUAUUCUUUCA